UGCUUUUUUUUUUUUUUUUUCUUUUAUUGUUGACGAAUACGGAUUAUUGCACAGAGCAAGAUGGCCUCCCCUUUGAAUGAUGCUGUUAAACUUCCUUGCGGGUUGGUCUUGCCUAACCGGUUUGCCAAGGCCGCAAUGGCGGAAAUGUUGGCCGAUUGGGACCACAACCCAACCCCCGACCUAAUCGAAGCCUACAAUCAAUGGGGCCAAGGCGGAUGGGGCGCGAUUCUCACCGGAAACGUCCAAGUCGACAUAAACCACCUAGGAAGCCCCCUCGACCUCGCCCCACCCUCCACCUACACCACCGCAGACCAAAACCCCACCCUCGUGCAAUCCUGGGCCAAAUACGCAGAAGCAUGCCAGCAACACGGCACCCCAGCCAUCGUCCAGCUCUGCCACCCAGGUCGCCAGUCGUUCCGUGGCGCUGGCAAACGGGGCCUUUUUGCGUCGACUGUUGCGCCUAGUGCGGUUCCGUUGAGGAUUGGGGAGGGGUGGUUUGAGUGUGCUGUGAGUAGGGUUGCUUUUCCGGUGUCGAGGGAGAUGACACGCGGAGAGGUUGAGGGUGUUGUUGGGCAGUAUGUGGAUGCGGCGAGGUUGAUGGCUGAUGCUGGGUUUUCGGGGGUGGAGUUACAUGGGGCGCAUGGGUAUUUGAUUGAUCAAUUCUUGAAUCCGAAGACAAACCUUCGCACAGAUGAAUACGGAGGCUCCGUUGAGAAGAGAACCAAAUUCGUCCUGGACAUCAUAACAGAAACCCGAAAAGUCGUCCCUGCAAACUUUGCCAUCGGCAUCAAGCUCAACUCCGCAGACCACAGCUCCGACAAUUUCGAAGACACCAUGACCCAGAUCAAGUUGCUCACAGAAACCGGAAUCGACUUCCUUGAAGUCAGCGGUGGAAGUUACUCAGACCCAAAGAUGAUGGGCUACAGCGACCAAUCCCAACUCGAACAACCCCAACAACCCACCCGCACCUCUGCCCGCGAAGCCUUCUUCCUCUCCUUCGCAACCGAAACCCGCGCCCGCUUCCCAAACCUCAUCCUAAUGCUAACAGGCGGUUUCCGCACGCGCGCCGGCGCCGAAGACGCCAUAAAACAGAAUGCCUGCGAUAUCAUCGGUAUUGGUAGACCGGCGGCUGUGAAUCCGAAGUUCCCGCAGUUGUUGCUGGAUGAGAGUCUUUCGAAUGGGGAGGCGGGGUUGCCGUUGAAGAAGGUGGGAUUGCCGUGGUAUGCGCGGUUAAUUCCGAUUAAGGUGAUUGGGGCGGGGGCUGAGAGUAUAUACUAUGGAGGCCAGAUUAAGCGAAUAGGCAAGGGCCUUACUACGUCUGCUCCUGCUUAGGUUAUUCUGGGGAUAAUACGAUCGCUCGAGUGCGUCAUGAAUGGACUAGUAGAACCAGAACAUGAGUACCUCUUACAGAUAAUAAUGAAUUCUUAACCUGAAGUAACCGAAGACAUGUCUAUCAGAAACUAAUGCAUAAC
Aspergillus glaucus CBS 516.65 is the source of this 1472-nucleotide messenger RNA. Its product is annotated as NADH:flavin oxidoreductase/NADH oxidase family protein. NCBI's taxonomy places the organism in Eukaryota, Fungi, Ascomycota, Eurotiomycetes, Eurotiales, Aspergillaceae. The transcript is spliced from 7 exons. Bases 61 to 1332 code for a protein of 423 amino acids. The record is from RefSeq and is a predicted model, not a curated record. Gene Ontology annotation, molecular function: FMN binding; oxidoreductase activity.